AUGGUUUCUCACGCUGGCCGAGAAGUGUUGGAAGUCGUGCAGCGCAACACAGGGGCAUCAUAUCCGACAACCGCAGAUCCCUUUCCAGCCAAAUUCAUUGACUUCCUGCGCACCAUGAAACCGGAGUUACUCGCCCACCCAACGUUCACGGAGGCUCUGAUUUGUGCCGUUGAUCGAGUCCCAGGACACAGCAAGGAAGCAGUCUCGGGCGCUUUGACCCUCGCGAGCGCAAGACGUCCAAGAAGUGCCCGACAAGUAUACUAUCUUCGCGAUGGUCCACUUCCCAAAGGAGAAUACUUUGCUUCAGACAAUCCCGACAAGAAUCGGAACAUUGUCGAUGCUGGUCAAGUGAUUCGCGCUUCUACGAUCGAGCGGCUCCGAGACGACAAAAUCACAUUCGGGUCCCCUGAGUAUGUUUCGACACCUUCAGGACCAGCUUUGACAAAGCCGUACCUCGAACUCGUUCUCUACGUGAUCGGCGAUGUCGCGUAUUGCCGGAGAAUCACGUCAAAGGGUAGCCGAGGUCUUGAUGCUGUUCACAAAGAACAGAAGAGCAACUACUUGGCGAUACUUCCGGAGGUUUCUGGUGAAGACGAAGCAAAGUGGGAUGGAAAUGAAGAAAAUGCGCAUACCCCGACAUUGUUCACGCGAGACAUGGGCAGCCAUGCAGGCUCCAUGUUGUGCCUAGAAGAGACGACUGUGUCCCUCAGGUCGUGGAUCACGCCACAGGCAGGCCAUUUCUCCGAAGCUAGUCUGGCUAAGAUCCGUGAGGCAGUGCUGAAGCAGGCGCACGUGAAGCAGCACAUGGCCAAUUUUCCACCCAGAAUGGAUCGCCCCCAAGGAAAAAACGUCCAACGCAAAGGAGAAUUCCCUCGACUGAAGGAAGAGAAGGACAAGAUGCCAAACAACGCUCUGCGCGACGCGCCACCUUUGACUCAAGCGACACCACCUCCGGCGCGUUGGGUGAAUCCCCGACGUUCCCAGCGAGGCGGAAGACAGCGUGGACGAGGUCAGCAGCGUCAGGAUGCCUCCCGUCCACAUGUGGACUUCAAUCACUCAGCGACCCCCGACUUCAGCUACGGCAGGAGCCAAUAUCGCGACCCAGAACCCAUCUACAAUGCCGACACGACAUACGCGCCAUCACGCGCUUCUCAGCCACCGUCUUCGAGGCUCAAUACCAUCGCAACGGGCUCAGACAUCAUCGAUCAGGAACAGCCACCACACAAGAGAGCCAAGCGUACGCAUUCGAACAGCUGA
Molecule: messenger RNA, 1257 nt
Organism: Zymoseptoria tritici IPO323
Lineage: Eukaryota; Fungi; Ascomycota; Dothideomycetes; Mycosphaerellales; Mycosphaerellaceae
Exons: 3
Coding region: 1-1257 (418 amino acids)
Source: RefSeq, a predicted model, not a curated record